This is a messenger RNA of Cladocopium goreaui, 524 nucleotides long. The record is from the annotation of a GenBank genome assembly. NCBI's taxonomy places the organism in Eukaryota, Dinophyceae, Suessiales, Symbiodiniaceae.
UCCAUGCGAUCUUAAUCUGCUGCUCGACAUCUCUUGCCCCAACGUCUUGGCAAAGCGGCCUUGGUUUCAAAUGGAACGACUUCUGGAGAUCACGCCGCAGUCUGUGCUGGAGAGUCUUGCCUUGACGUAUGGCGAAGUAGUGCCAGACAUGGCCAAACUGAAAGACAGUGAUGAUGGAGGUGACAGUGAUGGCGAUGAUGGACCCGAAGCAGAAGAUGAUCGCCGGAAGGAGACUGCUGGCGCCUCGUCACCCACUGCACGGAAGAAAAACUACAAAGACUCAGUGAAACGACCAAGUGGGACGCGCUCAGCAGGCGACGACGAGGCACCGAGUCCUCGCGCAGCUGAGAGUCCUCCUGCCACGAGUCUGGACGCGGAAGCCUUGGCCCGAAACAGGGUGAGUCGAGCACGUUCAAUGGACAGGUUUGACCCAUUGCAAUGCGCCAGUGGCGCCAGACCUCCGAUCGUCGAUUAUUCGAUUCCGAUCUCUUCAAUCUAUUUGUCGACCAUGUCGACCAUGUCGA